UGUCGGCGAUAUCUUCGGUGUUGCUACAGCUGUGUAGUUCAGGUGGACACGUGGUGGCUUCACGGACGCUCUACGGUGGGACACACGCCUUGCUUACUCAUUUCUUGCCGAGGGCUUGUAACAUAACGACGUCGUUUGUGGACAUAAGGGAUUUGCAAAUGGUUAAGGAAGCGAUUGUGGAAGGGAGGACAAAAGUACUGUAUUUUGAGUCGAUGUCGAAUCCUACGUUGACGGUGGCUAACGUGCCGGAGUUGAGUAGGAUAGCGCAUGAAAAAGGAGUGACGGUGGUGGUGGACAACACUUUUGCUCCGAUGGUGCUGUCGCCGGCGAAGUUAGGUGCUGACGUGGUUGUUCAUAGUAUUUCCAAGUACAUUAGUGGUGGAGCCGACAUCAUCGCAGGUGCCGUUUGUGGGCCAGCAAAUCUUGUGAACUCCAUGAUGGAUCUUCAUCAAGGGGCUCUUAUGCUAUUGGGCCCAACUAUGAAUCCUAAAGUAGCAUUUGAACUCUCAGAAAGACUUCCUCACUUGGGCCUGAGAAUGAAGGAACACUGUAAACGGGCUUUGGAAUAUGCUACUAGAAUGACUAAACUUGGGCUCAAAGUGAUCUACCCAGGCUUAGAGGCCCACCCAGAUCAUACCCUUCUUAAGUCCAUGGCUAAUAAAGACUAUGGUUAUGGUGGAAUUCUCUGUGUGGACAUGGAAACAGAGGAACGAGCUAAUCGUUUGUUGAAUGUAUUGCAAAACUUUACCCAAUUUGGUUUCAUGGCUGUGAGUUUGGGGUACUAUGAGACCCUCAUGUCGUGCUCGGGUUCGAGCACGAGCAGUGAAUUGAACCAUGAAGAGAAGGAGUUGGCUGGAAUUUCACCAGGAUUAGUGCGAAUGUCAAUUGGCUAUAACGGGUCAUUGGAACAAAAAUGGAGCCAACUCGAGAAAGCAUUAUCAAGAAUGCAAGAGAAAAUGGCAUUUUAGAAGCUGAAAAUUUGAAUUUGUUAAAGUUGCUAAGGUGCUUUUGUUUUUGCUUUGUGAAAGGAUGGAUCCUACUUUUUAUGUAGUAUUGUGCCUUUCGGCCCAUGUUUGUGUUACAAAUGUGGUGAUUGUAGUAAAGCUAGUUUUAAGCCCAAUCUAAGUCAAAAUGUGGCUAAAAUGUGAAGGAAGAAUACAAUAUGUGUGACCCUUAAACGAAUUA
Molecule: messenger RNA, 1185 nt
Organism: Nicotiana tabacum (common tobacco)
Lineage: Eukaryota; Viridiplantae; Streptophyta; Magnoliopsida; Solanales; Solanaceae
Product: methionine gamma-lyase
Biological process (GO): transsulfuration
Cellular component (GO): cytoplasm
Molecular function (GO): pyridoxal phosphate binding; carbon-sulfur lyase activity
Source: RefSeq, a predicted model, not a curated record